AUGUCGGACUCGAGCUCUUCGUCCUCGUGGCUAUCGACGCUCUCCUCGAGCAACGGCAGGAGCGCGCUGCUUCUCGGCUCGAUUGCUGUCGGCUCUUCGAUCGCAACAGCCGCUGCCAUCUUGGGCACGCAACGCAUCACACGGCGUAAGAAGCGUCAGGAUCUGUUGGACACUGUGACAAAGUCGGCCAAUGCGCAGGGAACGGAUCGCUUGCAACGUUUCGAUCUCAACCGCGAUGAAGCCUCAUCCUCCGCCGACGGAGGCACACCGCGCUACCUCUCGGGUCUUCAGAGCAACACGCUUCGGCCAGCAUCGCACUUGCGCAAUUCAACCAGCUUCUACUCGUCCAGCAACAUGCCGCAAUCCCCCGCUACGCCGUCGCGUGCCGAUGCGAUGGGUCUGCACGAUCCGCGCAAGCGUGUACCGUCGGUUGAGCAGUGGGACGAGAGCCUAAUCCGCGAGCAGCUCUCUCGCAAUUACAGCUUCCUGGGUGAAGAGGGCAUGACCGCGAUCCGUAACUCGUUUGUCAUUGUCGUUGGCGCCGGAGGUGUUGGAUCUUGGGCUGCGCUCAUGCUCCUCCGCUCGGGUGUCUCCAAGCUUCGACUCAUUGACUUCGACCAGGUCUCACUCUCUUCGCUCAACCGUCAUGCCUGUGCUACACUCGAAGACGUCGGUCGACCCAAGGUGGUGUGCUGUGCGGAAAAGUUUGCACAGAUCGCUCCUUGGGCAAAACUCGAGGCGUGGGUAGAGCUAUUUCGUGGUGAUGAAGCGGAACGUCUGCUCGGAGGCAACCCAACUUAUGUGGUGGAUGCAAUCGACAACAUCGAUACCAAGGUCGACUUGCUGCGCUUCUGCGCCGAACGCAAGAUCAAGGUCAUCAGUUCGAUGGGUGCUGGUGCCAAGAGCGAUCCGAGCCGUAUCCAGAUCUCCGACAUUAGCGUCACAUCCGAGGACCCGCUCGCACGCAGUGUGCGUCGUCGCUUGCGAGCGCUAGGUCUGCCACCGAUCCCACCAAAGGAGAUCGAGGACAAGGCAAAACGGGAGGCGGAAAAGCUGGAAAAGGCGCAAGCACAACCACCACGUCACUCAAACCAUGCCGGUAAGACGAAAAUCGGAGGCAAGCAGAACAAGUUGGAUGCACCUUUGACCGGCGUCGAUCUCGACCGCACUCCGAUGAAAGCGGGCACAAGCGACGAGCUCGGUCGAAGAGCAGCCAACGGCAACACUAGCAGCGGCUCUUGUUCGCCAGCGAAUGACAGAUUCAGCGGGUCCUUGCAGCCUCGUCAGCCACGCAAGCUGGCGUAUUCGGCUUCGCCGCUUGCCUCCCGAAGCGCAAGUUCGACCGAUUUGACCUGCUUGAACACAUCCAACGAUAGCACCAUGUCGAAUGCAGCAUCCAUGUCUAGCUCAAGGUGCGUGUCUGCAGCUGAGCCUCAAGCACCACGACACAGUCGACGAGCGAGUAGUGUUUCCUCGUUUGGUUCGGGAGCGUAUGCGACGCCCAUGACGACUCCUUCCGACGAGAUGGCAGCACUACUACCGGAUGAGGACGAUCACGAGACGAGCUUUCGACCACUCGAUGAGCGAGAUGGCGCUGAGCACGACGAUACGGCGCACGCCAACUUGGACUCGCUCGCAUCGUCACGGACACUUGUCGAUCGACGUACAUCUCAAAGCAGCGCAUCGGCUUCCGACGCCACAGCUGUCGAUCUAGCGGCUCACACUGCACCACGCACCAAGAUCACCGACUCGUUGCGCACUCGCGUCUCGGAAGUAGAGCAUCUCUCACGCUCUCCAUCCGCGUCAUCCCCUGCACUCUCACGUUCAAGCUCGUUCAAGCGAUCGCUACCAUCUACACCUCGCAUCGGCAAAACCGAGACGGACGAAGACGAGUUUAGCGAACCGACAUUCUUCAUCCCGUGCGUCUACUCUACCGAAAAAUCCGAUACACGUCUUCUUCCUUUGGACCAAGACGAAUUUGAAAAGGGCAAUGUGGACGAGUUGGCGGCGUUGGAGGAUUUUCGAGUUCGGAUCUUGCCCGUUCUGGGGCCGUUGCCUGCGAUGUUCGGGUUAGCGGUGGCUACGUUCAUCAUCUGCGAGAUUGGAGGACAGAAGAUGGAGCCGUUAGCGUUCAAGGGACGACGAAAGCUGUAUGAGAAGCUCUUCCACGAUUUGAGUGUCAGCGAAGCGCGUCAUCCGUUGGCUGGAUCCCAAGUGGACUCUCAAGAUGCACAAAACACAGGCCCUAGACACCACAUCCCAUUCAGCAUCAACGACAUUGCGUACCUGUUCGAAGAGGUCUUCAGAGGCAGGAGUAUCGUCCCACCGUUCGAGAGCUUGUCCGGCGCUCAGCUGCACAGGUGGGACUCGACUCUCCCGCUGAGUUUUCAAAACGUAGCCCUCUUCUCCAGAUCCCAGGCUAAAGUACACGAGUCCGAGGUUUUGAAAAAGGGAAGAAGCCCAGUCGAGGUCUGGGGCGCAGACGCCGCUCAUAUGAUCAAAAGGAGAAUGGCUAGCGAACGCCGAAGCGGCUUCUUCCGCUUUUAA
Molecule: messenger RNA, 2547 nt
Organism: Mycosarcoma maydis (corn smut)
Lineage: Eukaryota; Fungi; Basidiomycota; Ustilaginomycetes; Ustilaginales
Exons: 1
Coding region: 1-2547 (848 amino acids)
Biological process (GO): cyclic threonylcarbamoyladenosine biosynthetic process
Cellular component (GO): mitochondrial outer membrane
Molecular function (GO): ubiquitin-like modifier activating enzyme activity; tRNA threonylcarbamoyladenosine dehydratase activity
Source: RefSeq, a predicted model, not a curated record